This is a messenger RNA of Plasmodium gaboni, 2232 nucleotides long. RefSeq names its product putative zinc finger protein. Gene Ontology annotation, molecular function: metal ion binding. NCBI's taxonomy places the organism in Eukaryota, Apicomplexa, Aconoidasida, Haemosporida, Plasmodiidae. The transcript has a single exon. The coding region runs from base 1 to 2232 and encodes 743 amino acids. The record is from RefSeq and is a predicted model, not a curated record.
AUGAUGGUAAAGAAUGGAAACAGUAAUCAAUCACCUGCUUCUAUAGCACAAAUACCAAGGAAGAAACAAUUCUAUAAAACAAAAAUGUGUCCCUGGUUUUUUUCAGGGAGAUGUGAUAGAGGUAUGGAUUGUUUAUUUGCACAUUCUCAAGAUGAAUUAAAUCCUAUCCCUGAUUUAAGUUUUACAAGUUUAUGUCCCUUAACAAAAAAAUCAGGAUUAUGUAAAAAUGAAAAAUGUAGUUAUGCACAUUCUGUAUGUGAAUUAAGACCCACUGGAGAUUUAUAUAAAACUGCUCCAUGUACAAAAUUUUUAAGAGGUAAAUGUAAUGCUGAGGAACAUUGUAGACAUGCUCAUUUUAUUGAAGAGUUAAGACCCUUACCUGGAAAUUUGGUCCCUUCACAAAAUGCUAUUAAUAUGAUGCUUUCAUCAUCCAUAACGAACCCCGGUCAAAAAGGACACAAAAAAAACAACCACAGCAACAGCAAUAAUAAUAAUAAUAAUAAUAAAAAUAAUAAUCACAAUAAUAAUAAUAAUCACAAUUGCGAAAAUAAGAAAAAUGAAAAAUAUAUGAAGAAAUCCAAUUGCUUAUCAGAGUCUUACCCAUCAUCUGGAAAUAUGAACAAUAAUAUCAAUAAUAAUGUGAAUGGAAAUCAUAAUAAGUAUAACAAAAAAUUUGUGAAAAACGCUAGCUCAGAUAAUACCAACAUCAACAACAGCAUGAACAGCAGUAUGAAUAGUAGUAUGAACACAAAAAUAAGCAGUAAUUUUAACAGUAGCAUGACCAAUAGUAUUAACAGUAAUAUCAGCACGAAUUCUCACAGUAACAUACAUAAUCAUAUGCAUAAUAAAAUGAACAAUCAUACUAAUGGUACUAUCAAUAGUAAUAUGAAUAAUAAAAGUUACAAGAAAAGCUCUUCCUAUCCAAAUAAAAUAUGUGCACACCUAAAGAAUAAGGAUAUCAACGAAGAACAUAAUAACAUCAACAGUUUGAACUUUAAAAAGUAUUUAAUUAAUAAUAGCAAUAUGGAACAUAGUUCAAAUGCCACAUCCAAUAUUAUGAGUACCUUUAAUUUGCCACAGAUACAAAAUGUAUGUAACCAAGGAAAUCAAGCAAGUAGUUUAUAUAAUACAAUGAAUGGUAUGAUUAAUAAGGAGAGUAAUAUGAAUGGAAAUAUUAAUGGCAAUGUGAAUGGAAAUAUUAAUGGAAAUAUUAAUGGCAAUAUGAAUGGAAAUAUGAAUGGAAAUAUGAAUGGAAAUAUGAAUGGAAAUAUUAAUGGUAGUAUGUAUAGUAGUAUGUAUGGUAGUAUGUAUGAUAGUAUACAUAGCAGUAUGUUGAGCAACAUGAAUGGUAGUGUGAAUGUUAGUAUGAAUGGCAGUAUGAAUGGCAAUGUGAAUGACAAUAUGAAUCUUUUUAUGAAUGGAAAUAUGAAUAUGCUUAUGAAUGUUCACAUGAAUGAAUAUAUGAAUGCACACAUUAAUAGCAACACCAGUAACAACCAUUUUUAUAAUUUAAACAAACCAAAUAGUAACGAAGGGUUAAUGAAUCAUUAUUCCUCUUUUUCUACAAAAGAACCUUCAACACCUAUGAGAAUGUCAAGCAAUUCAUCCAAAGAUUUUACGUCUAAUAAUGAAGAGAAUAAUUUUGCUGACACAAUUGAACAUAUGGAAAUUACUGCUCAAGAUAGUGCCUUGAAGGUUAUUGAAGAUGAUAAUGAUAAAAUGAAUUCUUCUGAUAUUAAAAACUUUUUAAAUUUAUUGCAAUUCAAAAAUUCGGGUAGUUUUAACGAGGAACAUUUUUUGUUUAAUGAUGAUGAUUCUGUAAAUAAUGUAAAUAUGAGUGGUAUUAUGAAUAAUACAAAAAGGAUGUAUAAUAUGAAUGACAUCAAUCAUAUGAACACCAUGAACAAUAAUAGUAAUAAUUUUAGUACUAUCAAUCCAUCCUACUUACAAGCAUAUGAUUCCUUAACAAGUAUAGGAAAAGAACACUUAGAACAACCAUUAUGUUUAGAAAAACAUUUAGCAGAACAAUAUGUUCAUAAUAACAUGAUUCAAACUACUAAUAAUCAAGACACUAUGAAUGAUUUUGAAUCUAAUGAAAAUUUACAAAAUGCAUAUAAUAAAUUAAAUAAUAGUUCUUUAACUAGUUGCUCAAAUUUCUGGAAUUAUCCAGAAGAUGAGUUAUCUACCUCAUCCCCACAAAUGCCCCAGAAGGUAGAAAUUUUUGAUUAUUAA